CACAACUCCAAUUUCUUUUCACAAUUAGUAAAUAACUAUAUUAACAAAUCUACAAAAAACUAGCCCCUAUUUUAACCACUAGACCCAAAAUUUUAUAAUUCCUUAAGGUGCCUAUACUAAUAGUAGCAAAAUCACAUUACCAAUUAUUUUGUUAAUUGACCAAAUUUUAUCCAAUAAUCACAUUACCAAUUUUUCUAAAAGUGUAUUUAUGUUGUUCUUAAUUUGAGGUGAAAAAAAAUCCCCCUUUAAAAAGCAGGACCGGCCACAAAUCCAACGGCCCAGAUUAGAUCUUGGUUCCAAAUUUCACUCUUUUCCUCUAAAACGCAUUUAUCACUUUCCCUCAUUAAACACAAAAACUCAUUCAUCGUCCUCUCUCGCUUGACCUACAACACCCGAUUCUCUAAUCGAAACCGUUUCUCUCUUUUUGAUCAGAUCUCAGAUCUUUCCCUCUUUGAUUCUUCUUCCUUAGAUCGAUUCUCUCUAGAAACAACAAUGGCGUCUGGGCGUGAAGAGUUCGUAUACAUGGCUAAGCUCGCGGAGCAAGCGGAGAGGUACGAAGAGAUGGUAGAGUUUAUGGAGAAAGUCUCCGCCGCCGUUGAUGGCGAUGAACUCACCGUAGAAGAGCGAAAUCUUCUCUCCGUCGCUUAUAAGAAUGUGAUUGGUGCUCGCCGUGCCUCGUGGCGUAUCAUUUCAUCGAUCGAGCAGAAGGAAGAGAGCCGUGGUAACGAUGACCACGUCACGGCGAUCCGUGAAUAUAGGUCUAAGAUCGAGACGGAACUCUCCGGAAUCUGCGACGGAAUCCUUAAGUUGCUUGACUCUAGACUCAUCCCUGCCGCUGCUUCUGGUGAUUCCAAGGUCUUUUACCUUAAGAUGAAGGGAGAUUAUCACAGGUACUUGGCUGAGUUUAAGACUGGUCAAGAGAGGAAAGACGCCGCCGAACAUACACUCGCCGCUUACAAAUCUGCUCAGGAUAUUGCUAAUGCAGAGCUUGCUCCAACACACCCAAUUCGUCUUGGUCUUGCAUUGAACUUCUCUGUGUUCUAUUACGAGAUCCUCAAUUCUCCUGAUCGUGCCUGUAACCUCGCCAAACAGGCCUUUGAUGAGGCGAUUGCAGAGUUGGACACUCUUGGUGAAGAGUCAUACAAAGACAGUACCUUGAUCAUGCAGCUUCUUCGUGACAAUCUCACUCUCUGGACAUCUGAUAUGCAGGAUGAUGCUGCGGAUGAGAUCAAGGAAGCAGCAGCGCCAAAACCGACCGAGGAACAGCAGUGAUCUUUUGAGUGAAACUGCUAGUUUUCUUCUAGGGUUUGGAAUUUCUUCUCUUUCUCGUCCAUAUGUUUUUCUUAAUCCAUCUAAGAGGUCGCUCUUGCCAUUUCGCUCAUCUUCAAAAGCUUAUUCAUUCAUCAUAUUUGUGGCAAGUCUGAACCAUCAAUCAUCUUUUUAUCUCUUUUUAAUUUAUUUUCUCUUUUCUUAUUUCUUUGUUGUUAUCGAUUUCAAUGUCUGUGUAAUCGAAACUUGCUUUCUUUUCUCAUCAAUUUGAAGAUCAUAAAGUCUCUUGUCUCUUAUCUUGUUGCGUAGAUUGAUUGUUUAUCAAUUUUUAAUUUUAAAA
Messenger RNA from Arabidopsis thaliana (thale cress), 1609 nucleotides. It is a transcript of the gene GRF2, whose product is annotated as general regulatory factor 2. The coding region runs from base 493 to 1272 and encodes 259 amino acids. NCBI's taxonomy places the organism in Eukaryota, Viridiplantae, Streptophyta, Magnoliopsida, Brassicales, Brassicaceae. Gene Ontology annotation, cellular component: cytoplasm; nucleus. The transcript is spliced from 4 exons. Gene Ontology annotation, molecular function: protein phosphorylated amino acid binding. The record is from RefSeq and is marked reviewed.